Messenger RNA from Limanda limanda (common dab), 1287 nucleotides. RefSeq names its product gastrula zinc finger protein XlCGF57.1-like. Gene Ontology annotation, molecular function: DNA-binding transcription factor activity; RNA polymerase II cis-regulatory region sequence-specific DNA binding. Gene Ontology annotation, biological process: regulation of transcription by RNA polymerase II. The annotation marks the transcript as partial. NCBI's taxonomy places the organism in Eukaryota, Metazoa, Chordata, Actinopteri, Pleuronectiformes, Pleuronectidae. The record is from RefSeq and is a predicted model, not a curated record. The transcript is spliced from 4 exons.
AACAUGUCCGCCGUGCAGCUGCUCCGUGUGUCGGUACAUGAGCGUAUCAGCGCUGCCGCUGAAGACUUCCUGCUGCAGGUGGAGAAAGGAGGAGGAAAGGCUCGAGUCCCGGAGCUGAGAGCGAUGCUAACCGAGCUGCUCGCGGCGGCGGGGGAGGAGAUCCUCGCGGUGCUUGAGGAAACCGUGGCAGAGUACGAGGACCGAGUGGCGCAGUCCGAGCGGGAGAUCUGCCGCCAGAAGAGGCUGCUCGAUGCCGUGAUGCAGCCCGUAGUCCGGCUGCACAGAGCAGACAUCCAGCAAAUGAUGAUGAAUAAAGAAGAGGAUCCAUCUGAGCAGCAGCAGUGGAGCCCCCUUGUGGACCAGGAGGACCCAGAGCCCCCUCACAUUAAAGAGGAACAGGAGGAACAGUGGACCAAUCAGGAUGGACAGCAGCCUCAAGGACUGGAGGAGGCUGAUAUCAAGUUCACAUUGACUCCUGUCGCUGUGAAGAGUGAAGAAGAUGAAGAGAACCUUAAAUCGUCAAAGCUUCAUCCGAGUGAGACGAAGGAGAACAGAGCGGACUGUGGAGCACCAGAACCAGCCAGGAACUUAGGUCCUGAUGGACUUUCACAACCAGGUCCUGAGGACAAGAGUGAAGACUCUUCUGAGACUGAAGAGAGUGAGGAUGAUUGGAUGGAGACCAGGGAACCUCAGACUGGUUUAAAUAUAAGAAAUAACAAACAGCCUCUAAGUGAUAUGGGAAGUAAGACAGGAAAAAAAUCGUUUAGUUGCUCUGAGUGUGGUAAAAGAUUUAGCCAUAGGAGCCAUCUAAAUAAACAUAUGAGGAUUCAUAAAGAGAAACCGUUUAUUUGCUCUGAGUGUGGUAAAAGAUUUUACCAAAAAGGCAAUCUAAUGGUACAUAUGAGGGGUCAUACAGGAGAGAAACCCUUUAGUUGCUGUGAGUGUGGGGAAAGAUUUAGCAGUAGGGCCAGUCUAAAUAGACAUAUGAGGUUGCAUACUGGAGAGAAACCGUUUAGUUGCUCUGAGUGUGAUAAAAGAUUUAACGAAAGGGGCCAUCUAACUAUACAUAUGAGGAUUCAUACAGGAGAGAAACCCUUUAGUUGCUCUGAGUGUGGUAAAAGAUUUACCCAAAAGGCUACUCUAAAUUCACAUAUGAGGAUUCAUACAGGAGAGAAACCCUUUAGUUGCUCUGAGUGUGGUAAAAGAUGUACCCAAAAGAGCAGUCUAAAUUCACACAUGAGGACUCAUACAGGAGAGAAACCAUCGGUCAAGCUUCAAGAAGAGUAA